GUCAUUUCGAUCUGACUCUGAUUUCGUUGGACACAAGUUUAUAAAAAAAUAGAAAAAGUAUGGACGUUUUGUAAAUGCAAUUAUUAUUUUGAUUAUUUUAUCGUAAUUCUUAAUUAAUAUGAUUUCGUAUUAUUUCAACAUAUUGAUCCUUUUUCGAAACUUGCUGAACUGAAAUUGCCUUAAUAUGGAGCAGGCGUAUUCUACCGAAGUUAUCUUAUCUCAUUGAUUAGAUUAUUGUCAAAAUUGUUUUAUUUCCCGUAUUCAACAGUAAAAUGAAGGCAGUAAUGAUUUAGAAAUCCCGUGCAUACGUGCGAAAUGUCUAAUACUAAUUGUGCAGAGGAAGAAUCAUUUCCUUUACACGAGUGUGUGUUUAUUGGGGACGUGCGUAAACUGUCCUCUUUACUGAGAAACAACGACGUGACACGUAAAGACAAACAUGGAAAUACAGCUCUACAUUUGGCCGUUAUGCUUGGUCGCAAGGAAUGUGUGCAGCUCCUUCUGGCCCAUAGCGCUCCAGUCAAAGUAAAAAACCUUGCAGGCUGGUCGCCGCUCGCAGAGGCUAUAAGUUAUGGUGACCGUCAAACCAUUUCAUCGCUGGUCCGUAAGCUCAAGCAACAGGCGCGCGAGCAAAUGGAGAUCAGACGACCUGAUCUCAUUAGAGCUCUUGCUCAAAUACAAGACUUUUACAUGGAACUGAAAUGGGAUUUUCAUUCCUGGGUCCCUCUAGUCUCUAGGAUAUUGCCUUCAGAUGUGUGCAAAAUUUAUAAGUGUGGCUCAAGUAUCAGGUUAGACACCACACUAGUUGAUUUUACUGAUAUGAAGUGGGAAAGAGGAGAUAUAUCUUUCAUAUUUCAAGGGGAGAAAGUACCUAGUGAAUCAUUGACUGUAAUGGAUAACAAAGCUAAUGUAUACCAACGUGUUCGCUAUGAGGAAACAGAGAAUGAAAUAGAGGAUGAGGUUGACAUUUUGAUGUCCAGUGAUAUUUUGGCUGCACAGAUGUCAACUAAAGGUAUUGCCUUUUCUAGAGCACAAUCUGGAUGGAUAUUUAGAGAAGAUCGCAAAGAAACAGUUGCUGGUUUAUACAAAAGUGAUAUCUAUACUAUAACAGGCUUAGUUUUAGAAUCACGUAAAAGACGAGAACACUUAUCUACAGAUGAUCUUCAGAAGAAUAAAGCAAUUAUUGAAAGUCUUACAAAAGGCAACACUCAAAAUUUGGAGACUGAUGGAGAGCCAGCAAGACGUGCCUCAUUGAAUCCUCCACCUGAGAGCAAUGUGGAUUGGAAUACUUACAUAUCAUCUCUGCCAGGUCAAUACCCAAGCUUAGGCAGGGAAAUUGUAUAUAAGGAGUCUUCAAGAAAUUUCCGAGCCACCAUAGCAAUGAGCGAUGAUUUUCCUCUUAGUGUUGACAUGCUGCUGAAUGUUUUAGAAGUGAUUGCACCUUUUAAGCACUUUGCAAAAUUACGUCAAUUUGUUGCCAUGAAAUUGCCAAAAGGAUUUCCAGUGAAAAUCGAUAUUCCUAUUUUGCCAACAGUUACUGCUAAAAUAACAUUUCAAAAAUUUGAUUUUCGUGAUGACAUUAAUCCAGAUUUAUUCAUUAUUCCAGAAGAUUAUGUUGAAGAUCCGCUGCGAUUCCCUGACUUAUGACGCUUUGAUAUUCUAACACUGUUUGAAGUAAACGAAAGGCCUGUAUGGCGACGCAAUACUAGGAAAGGGCGCUCGCGACGUUUAUUGAGACCGCGGUCACGUUGCAGGCCUGCCCCAUCUGGCUUGCUCACCAUAGAGUUCCCCAUGCUGUUUGGCUUUGGAAGUUCCUACUCCAGCCAUUGUGUUCUAUUUGUGGAAUAACAAAUUGUAUUAAACAUGCAUUAACUGUUGGUGAAAUUAUGUAGUUGUUUCUGUAAAACAGUGUUAGAAUAAUUGAAGUCCCCAUUAGGAAAACAUUGUAUUAUUUUGACCUUCAAGUUGUGCAUGUCUGUUGAAUUUAAUCAAAUUUUGUUUAUUCUGUGAUUGAUAUUUGGUUUUUGUGUAUUUCCAUUAAUGUCACUAAAUGUUCUGUGUUCAGUAUUCAUGUGUCUAUAGUAGAGUAGUAAAUCCAUUGCUCAUUCAGGUCAUUGUGUCUACAAUGGAAUUAUCUUGUUGAUUUAUUUUUGUAUGUAUUAUUUAUUUUUAUUUAAGUAUGAGUUAUUAUAUAUUAGAUGAUGAUAUGACUGAUACAGGACAUUUUUGUAUAUUUAUAUAGCAAGGCUAUAAAAAUUUACAUCUUACCUCUAUUAAAAAUGGGCCUGUUUGAAUACCUUUUGGCCUACAUAGUAAAGAUAUUAACUACAUACAACAAAUAUAUUAAAUUCAUGUUCAUUCUAAAUAGAUAUACUUGACACUAUCAUAAUUUAUUCAAGUUGCAACUCAAUCAAAAUUUGCCUGAAGAAGUCAAUUGUGCCUUCAGCAUUUCUCAUUUGUAGUGAAGUUGUAGAAAUGUGCAUUACAUUUUCAAAACCAUGCAAAAGAUGAAUGUAAUAAAUCUAGUAAAUUUAAUAUAAAAGCACUGAAUGUACUUACUAUGAUAAAAUUAGGAAACAUUCUAUUUCUAUUGUAGCACAUUAGAGUAGUCUGCUUGUAGAGUAUCAUGCAGAUAAUUGUUUAUCGAGAUAGUUACUAUUAUAAGAUUAAUCAGAUAUAAGUACAUUCGACAAUAACUGUUCAAUCCCACCUAUCAGAUUUGGUUUUGUAUGAAUUUUGUUUUCUUGCCAAUAACAUUCAUUUCUGUUUUGUAAUUAUUUUCAAAGAAAAAGUAUGAAAUUAAGGAAUAAAUAAAUUUUAAAAUGUUGUACCUA
Molecule: messenger RNA, 2831 nt
Organism: Amyelois transitella
Lineage: Eukaryota; Metazoa; Arthropoda; Insecta; Lepidoptera; Pyralidae
Product: ankyrin repeat domain-containing protein 13C
Exons: 1
Coding region: 316-1644 (442 amino acids)
Cellular component (GO): cytoplasm
Molecular function (GO): protein binding
Source: RefSeq, a predicted model, not a curated record